CAAGCCCCAACCCGAUAAAACUCCGCUGCGUCAAACCGGGCCAGUCCGCAGGUCUUCCCCGCUUUUUGCGGACUUUUGACUGUUCGAGACAUCGAGAAAUAGCGUUACUAUGAUAUCAUCUUCGGGUUGAUUAUAAGAGCCAAUAGUAGGCGAUUUUAUGGGUAAAGAGGGAUCCAUACUUGACUCUACGAGUUUCGGGAGCAUAAGUUAUCCUCAAGUCCAACUCAUCGGCAACAAACACUGGAGGCUUGAGAUCAUUGGCUUCAAUUCCAAACAACAAAGCAUUCUAGCUUCUUGACAACCCAAAACAAACAUCCAAUAUGAAGGUCGCAGUCCUCGGCGGAACCGGCGUGACCGGAACUUCGAUUAUGAAUGGACUCCUCUCCUCGCCUGAGACUAAAUAUGAGAUAACCGCGCUUAUCCGACCGAGCUCGCUGGAGAAGCCAGAGGUCAAAGCUUUGGAGAAGAGGGGCGUCAAGAUUGCUUCAGUAGACCUGAGCGGACCCGAAGAUGAAAUCGCGAAUCAGCUUACCGGUCAUGAGGUGGUCGUUUCAGCCAUUGUGGCAGACAAGCUGCUCGGCCAAAUUCCCCUCGCCAAUGCGGCUAAGAAAGCGGGCGUAAAGCGAUUUGUCCCCUGCUUCUUUGGGACGGUGAUGCCCGGCAGGGGUAUGUUGUGGUUCCGGGACCAGGUCAGCUUGCCGCGUCUUCCCUCGGGACGUAUCGAUGCAGUCGCGAGUCCAUUCGACAACUGGAUCGCCGGAGACGGAACCGUUCGCUCUGGUAUGACUGACCUACGCGAUAUCGGCAAAUACGUCGCACGCAUUAUAGCGGAUUCCCAGACCCUGAAUCACAGAGUCUUCGCGUUCACCGAGCUCUUGUCCCAAAACGAGGUGUACGAUUUGAUCAAGAAGAUGAGUGGAGAAAAGGUUGAGAGGAAAUACAUGUCGGGUGACGAGAUUGAGGCUGAGAUGGUCAAGGCGAAGGAUGACAAGGCCAACCCUCAUAGGCUGUCGGUUUUGCAAUAUCGGAAAUCGUGGGGUCUCCGAGGAGAUAACACGCCGGAGUACGCGCGCUACCUAGGAUAUCAAAUCGCGAAGGAUCUGUAUCCCGAUCUGACGGGUAAUUCGUUUGAGGCUUUCUGCAGCGAGGUUCUGGAGGGCAAGGCGAAUUCCAUCUACGAGAAGAAGAAGCGAGAGGCCAUGGAAGCAGCUGGCAAGAAGCGAUGUAUCAAGGAACUUCGUACUUGGUAGGUUUCAACAGGCUACAGCAAUUGCGGCUAUUGUUGGAACGUAAGUCGGAGUCAGUAGCCGGUCUUGCUAGACCAAUAGGUGAAUCCGCAGAAAUUCGAAACUUCUAUUAAAGUCGCGGUGCCUCCACUAGUGAGCUGAUCCAUUCAAGGCGGCCCCCGUUUCGAGUUGAAAUCCAUUCAUUUGAUCUGCAUGCUUAAAACCUUGAUGCUUGGCAUUACCAACGAAUCCAUAGAGCUCCGACUUAGGAGUUCACAAGAUCAGGAACCAAUCGAGGCAAGCUUAAAGCGCCCAAUCUGAUAAAACAGAGGCACAUGUACUAUUAACUGCAAAGACUUGCAACAACGGGCUUUUAACGCACAUUAUGCUGAGGGUUCACCCGCUGCAGUCAGAGAGGGGGAAAGCCGCGAUAACAAA
Messenger RNA from Colletotrichum phormii, 1664 nucleotides. Its product is annotated as isoflavone reductase. NCBI's taxonomy places the organism in Eukaryota, Fungi, Ascomycota, Sordariomycetes, Glomerellales, Glomerellaceae. The record is from RefSeq and is a predicted model, not a curated record. The transcript has 5 exons. The coding region runs from base 321 to 1250 and encodes 309 amino acids.